UUAUUCAUAACGUGCUCUCCAAGUAUACGUGGCAAUGCUUUGCUGAGUUAUUUUAAUCAUUCUAGGCAUCGUUUUCCUCCUUAUGCCUCUAUCAUUCCUCCCUAUCUAUACUAACAUCCCACGCUCUGAACGCGUGCCCAUUAAUACCCUUCUUUCCUCCACUCUCCCUGGGACUCUUGAUCAAAGCGCCGCCCUUUCCCCAGCCUUAGCGAGGCGCCCUACCGCCUGGUACGCGCGUGGCGUGGCGGUGGGCGCGCAGUGUGUUCGCGGUGUGAAGGGCAGCUCUUUCGCCUGCGAUGAUUUAAACUCACAGGACAAGGAUGCGGUUUGUCAAACAGUGCUGCUACGGAGGAGCAGCAGAGAAAGCGAGAGGGUUUGAGCAGGAGCAAAAGAAAAUGGUAGGCGCGCGCAGUUAAUUCAUGCGGCUCUCUUACUCUGUUUACAUCCGAGAGCUAGAGUGCUCGGCUGCCGGGCUGAGUCUCCUCCCCACCCUCCCCACUCUCCUCAGAAGCGCCCCUCCCGGGUUCCCAAAGCAGAGGGCGUGGGGGAAAAGAAAAAAGAUCCUCUCUCGCAAAUCUCCGCCCACAAGCCCUUUAUAAUGCGAGGGUCUGCGCGGCGGAGGACCCCCGAGCUGUGCUGCUCGCGGCCGCCACUGCCGGCUCCCGGCAGUCCCUGGCUCCCCUCCUGCCUCGAGAAGGGCAGGGCUUCUCAGAGGCUUGGCGGGAAAAAGAACGGAGGGAGGGAUCGCGCUGAGGUAUAAAAGCCGGUUUUCGGGGCUUUAUCUAACUCGCUGUAGUAAUUCCAGCGAGAGGCAGAGGGAGCGAGCGGGCGGGCCGGCGAGGGUGGAAGAUCCGGGCGAGCAGAGCUGCGCUCCGGGCGUCGUGGGAAGGGAGAUCCGGAGCGAAAAGGGGGCUUCGCCUCCGGCCCAGCCCUCCCGCUGACCCCCCAGACAGCGGUCCGCAACCCUUGCCGCAUCCACGAAACUUUGCCCAUAGCAGGGGGCGGACACUUUGCACUGGAACUUACAACACCCUAGCAAGGACGCUACUCUCCCGACGCGGGGAGGCUAUUCUGCCUAUUUGGGGACACUUCCCCGCCGCUGCCAGGACCCGCUCCUCUGAAAGGCUCUCCUUGCCUCUGUUUGGACGCUGGAUUUUUUUCCGGUAGUGGAAAACCAGCCUCCCGCGACGAUGCCCCUCAACGUUAGCUUCACCAACAGGAACUAUGACCUCGACUACGACUCGGUACAGCCGUAUUUCUACUGCGACGAGGAGGAGAACUUCUACCAGCAGCAACAGCAGAGCGAGCUGCAGCCGCCGGCGCCCAGCGAGGAUAUCUGGAAGAAAUUCGAGCUGCUGCCCACCCCGCCCCUGUCCCCUAGCCGCCGCUCCGGGCUCUGCUCGCCCUCCUACGUUGCGGUCACGCCCUUCUCCCCUCGGGGAGACAACGACGGCGGUGGCGGGAGCUUCUCCACGGCCGACCAGCUGGAGAUGGUGACCGAGCUGCUGGGAGGAGACAUGGUGAACCAGAGCUUCAUCUGCGACCCGGACGACGAGACCUUCAUCAAAAAUAUCAUCAUCCAGGACUGUAUGUGGAGCGGCUUCUCGGCCGCCGCCAAGCUCGUCUCAGAGAAGCUAGCCUCUUACCAGGCUGCGCGCAAAGACAGCGGCAGCCCGAACCCUGCCCGCGGCCACAGCGUCUGCUCCACCUCCAGCUUGUACCUGCAGGAUCUGAGCGCCGCCGCCUCGGAGUGCAUCGACCCCUCAGUGGUCUUUCCCUACCCUCUCAACGACAGCAGCUCGCCCAAGUCCUGCGCCUCACCGGACUCCAGCGCCUUCUCACCGUCCUCGGAUUCUCUGCUCUCCUCGACGGAGUCCUCCCCGCAGGCCAGCCCAGAACCCCUGGUACUCCAUGAGGAGACACCGCCCACCACCAGCAGCGAUUCUGAGGAGGAACAAGAAGAUGAGGAAGAAAUCGAUGUUGUUUCUGUGGAAAAGAGGCAGGCCCCUGGCAAAAGGUCAGAGUCGGGAUCACCUUCCGCUGGAGGCCACAGCAAACCUCCUCACAGCCCACUGGUCCUCAAGAGGUGCCACGUCUCCACACAUCAGCACAACUACGCAGCGCCUCCCUCCACUCGGAAGGACUAUCCUGCUGCCAAGAGGGUCAAGUUGGACAGUGUCAGAGUCCUGAGACAGAUCAGCAACAACCGAAAAUGCACCAGCCCCAGGUCCUCGGACACAGAGGAGAAUGUCAAGAGGCGAACACACAACGUCUUGGAGCGCCAGAGGAGGAACGAGCUAAAACGGAGCUUUUUUGCCCUGCGUGACCAGAUCCCGGAGUUGGAAAACAAUGAAAAGGCCCCCAAGGUAGUUAUCCUUAAAAAAGCCACAGCAUACAUCCUGUCCGUCCAAGCAGAGGAGCAAAAGCUCAUUUCUGAAAAGGAUUUGUUGCGGAAACGACGAGAACAGUUGAAACACAAACUUGAACAGCUACGGAACUCUUGUGCAUAAGGAAAAGUAAGGAAAAAGAUUCCUUCUAACAGAGCUGUCCCAAUCAGUCACCUAUGAACUUGUUUCAAAUGCAUGAUCAAAUGCAACCUCACAACCUUGGCUGAGUCUUGAGACUGAAAGAUUUAGCCAUAAUGUAAACUGCCUCAAAUUGGACUUUGGGCAUAAAAGAACUUUUUUAUGCUUACCAUCUUUUUUUUUUUUUUCUUUAACAGAUUUGUAUUUAAGAAUUGUUUUUAAAAAAUUUUAAGAUUUACACAAUUUUUCUCUGUAAAUAUUGCCAUUAAAUGUAAAUAACUUUAAUAAAACGUUUAUAGCAGCCACACGGAAUUUCAAUCCUAGUAUAUAGUACCUAGUAUUACAGGUACUAUAAACUCUAAUUUUUUUUUAUUUAAGUACAUUUUGCUUUUUAAAGUUGAUUUUUUUUUCUAUUGUUUUUAGAAAAAAAUAAAAUAACUGGCAAAUAUAUCAUUGAGCCAAAUCUUAA
Messenger RNA from Chlorocebus sabaeus (green monkey), 2994 nucleotides. It is a transcript of the gene MYC, whose product is annotated as MYC proto-oncogene, bHLH transcription factor. Gene Ontology annotation, biological process: regulation of DNA-templated transcription. Gene Ontology annotation, molecular function: DNA-binding transcription factor activity; protein dimerization activity. The record is from RefSeq and is a predicted model, not a curated record. NCBI's taxonomy places the organism in Eukaryota, Metazoa, Chordata, Mammalia, Primates, Cercopithecidae.